Messenger RNA from Paramormyrops kingsleyae, 899 nucleotides. The record is from RefSeq and is a predicted model, not a curated record. NCBI's taxonomy places the organism in Eukaryota, Metazoa, Chordata, Actinopteri, Osteoglossiformes, Mormyridae.
CGAUUUGGGGUAUCAAAGAUGACAGGACCGCGCACAAUAGAGACAUAACGGGCUCUCCGGUCAUGAGCUUUGCAGCGGAUCCCCAAAAUGACGAUCUCAGGCGUAAGAUCCCGCAGGCAUUUAACAUCGACGUCCUAGUGGCACUCCUCCGCCAGGAAAACGCCGUGGACAUCUGUGUCAUAAAAGUACCGAAAUCGCUGAAGUACACCGAUUACUUUGUGGUAGUCAGCGGCUCCUCAAGAAGACAUCUCAUAGCGAUGGCAGAGUAUGCAGUCAAAGUGUACAAAGCCCUCAAGCUGGAUGCUGAUCCCCAUGUCAUAAUUGAAGGCAAGAAUGCGGAGGACUGGAUGUGCAUCGAUUUUGGGCACACUGUGGUUCACUUCAUGCUGCCUGAGACCAGAGAAGUAUACGAGCUGGAGAAGCUGUGGACGCUGCGCUCGUUUGACGAGCAGUUGAGCUGUAUCCCCCCCGAGAUACUGCCCAAAGACUUCAUCUAUGAUGAUGAGGCCACCGAUUGGCGCUCCAGUUUUGGAAACCUUGGGGAACAAGAACGGUUGUAGGCCGGCUGAGCAAAAUCAGCACUGGAAUUCUUUUGAUCUCAGUUGUGAAUGGCCCUUUUGUUGUUCUUAAUUGAAGGUCAGUGAAAUGUCCUUUUAAAGGUCAUUUUUACUAUGAAAGUAAGUGUACUUGUAUAUACAGAUGACCACAAAUUGUGGCUCAAAGUUCCAACCUGUUUUGAAGUCUUUCAAUAGUUUUUUUUUUUUUGUAGCAUUGCUUUAAUUAAUUAAUUAAAAUAUAAGGUCAUAUACAGUAUGGCAUAAUGCUUGAUAUUUAAAAAAUAAUGAAUGUUGUCUUGACUGGUUGUAUAAUGUGUUUUAAUAAAGACAACUUUUGGAUGA